GCAAAGAGAAGCCCGAGCCGGUGUGCCACCAUCUUACUAAAGGAGUGCACGCCCCGCGGUUCGUUCUUUCCACGCCGGCCUGGCCGCUGGCUGGGCGGGGCGGGCCAUGGCGGCCUCAGAGCCCCAGGGGCACGCGGUGCGGAUGUCCACCCAGGGACCCAGGCCUGGCGCGGCCCCAGACGGCGCGGCAAGAGCUGCAGGACUGCCCUCCGGACGGAGCGGCGGCGCGGCCCUCCGGCUCGGGGAACGCCCGCCGGCCGCUAUGGAGAAACGGGGACCAUACAUGGUGACGCGCGCACCUUCCAUUCAGGCUAAGCUUCAGAAGCACCGGGACCUGGCCAAGGCCGUUCUACGGAGAAAGGGCAUGCUGGGGGCCUUACCGAACCGCCCCGAUUCUUCAGGAAAAAGGUCAGUGAAGUUUAACAAGGGCUAUACUGCUCUUAGCCAGAGUCCAGAUGAAAACCUGGUGUCCCUUGACUCUGACAGUGAUGGGGAGCUGGAAUCCAGAUACUCCUCCGGGUAUUCCUCUGCAGAGGUGAACCAGGAUGUGAGCCGGCAGCUGCUGCAGGAUGGAUAUCACCUGGAUGAGAUUCCAGAUGACGAGGACCUGGACCUCAUUCCCCCUAAGCCUAUUGCCUCUUCCUCAUGUUCUUGCUGCUGGUGCUGCCUUGGGGAUUCUUCCUGUACCCUCCAGUAGCCAUAACCCUCCAGGACGGGCCCUGCUUAUCAUGAGGCCUACAGAGCCCUAAUGGCCUCUCACAGCUCGGUGCACUGGGCACUGCUGCCAGCCUAGAAUCACUGGACUCACCGACCUUCUGGGCUGGCCGCUGACCUACAGGCAAGCCCUCGCCUAGUGCUUCUCCUGUCAGAAGCCCCCGCCUGGGUCAUAGGCAACAGGUGAAAGUCUGCAGUUCUCUGUUGGGCAGUUUCAGGAAGCCAUGUCAGUAAGGGCAGGAGUAGAGACUUUCUGUGGUUCUUAUGCUACUGACAAGGAUUGCUGAGAACCCAUUUGCAGACGUUCUGACUGGUGUUUGUCGGGGUGUUCUGAGAAGGGAAAGAAAGAGCUCCCCUGCCCAGGCUCUGGUGGGUGGUAUGGUAGGAGGCAGAAAACAGCACUUUAUGGCCUGCAAUAGGUAUCUGAAAGAAUAUAACUGAGACCAAGUCAUGAAAUUCUGUUUUUCUUGUUCCAGCUCUAAGGUCAGUUAACAGGUUUGACCUUGAAGAAAGCACUAAGUGGGUUGUUACUUCAGGUUACAUCUGUCUAGUUACAGCAAGGAAUAUAGCUUAAUGAUGAUGCAGGAUUGUGGCUUUCUGAACUUGAAACAUCCUACUGGUCCUGCUGCCUGGAUGUGUUUAGUAACUGAUCAGCCCUUCCCUGGUUAAAAGGAAACUGCUUUGUGUAUGUUCAUUUAUCUGUAGUUCCUUGAUUAGUUUUUCUACCUGUUUUAUUUUUGUUUGUUUGUUUUUGAAUUAUUAGUUGGACUGGCUCCUGUGGCUGGCACCAGAAACCUGCAGUUUUGUGAUUACCGGCAGAGGGAGCUGCUGGGCAGUAAGUGCCUUUCUGGGUUUAACUUUUUAAGCUUUUGAGUGAGAAUAAUGUCCUGGUGUAGCUAUGUGGCUUUGGCCUACAUGGAAAUGUUCAGACAGGUUGGGGAGGAGACCUAAGUCUCCUGGACCUCACUUGAGAUAGAUCAAUUUGCAGUGCAAGGGGGACUUCCCUCUUCUAACAAGGUUUAUUCCUACGGCACAUUCCUCUGCCCCAGCACAGGCUCGCAGGCUGGAGCAACAGCUCAAGCAGAUUGCCUAGCAUGUGCAAUGUCUGGGUUCAAGUCCCACACUGAGGGGGUGAGGGCAUGGAGCACAGCUAACCUGGGGGUGAGCAUAGCCAACACAGGGAUAAUUUCUCUUGUGAUACCAAGCCUUUCUGGAACUCAGUUUUCCAGGACCCUCUUCCCUACCUUUUACCUUAACCCAGGUGUAUGGUGAGACUUGGAGUGGACAGGGUUCCCAGUACAAAGGGCACAACAGUCAGAAUUAGGGGUUGGGCACACAUGUGACUGUCAUGUCCAGUGGCUACUAGAGGUUUAUAAGGAAUGAUGGGCCCUUGUGGCCAUUCUACAAGUGGUAGCAGAAAGGAUAAGAUCAAAAGAAAAGGCCUUCCCUGUUACUUGGCCACAAGCCUGCUAGUACCUGACAGGCUUUUCUUCUCAGGCCACUGAAGACUGAAGCUUGGGUGCUUUUUACUCAGUUGUCUAGCAGCAUCCCAGGAGGGAAGAUGGGGGCGAAACUAGAGGCCAUCUGCUUGGCUUUUGGGACUGGGUUAUAGUGGCUGCUUGUGUGCUGCGGUGGGACUCUGCAACCCAACGCAGGCAUCUCACAUUCUGAGCACCUUAUGUAAAGCCUGCAGGGAGGGAGCAGACCGUAUCGAGACCUUCUGUAACUGCAGAAAUGAAGCACUUGUGGGAAGGGAAUAGAUGUAGUGCAGUGGAGACAAAGACUUGAUGGGAUGGCUGUGAGGGCUACAAAUGGUUGUGGAACUUAGAUGUGGAGCCCUAUUUCUGUUGGGAUUUGGUUAAGACGGAGUAGUUUGGACAUUCGGCAACCCCCAAACCACACCCUCUGGGGUAGUUCUUCCUGUGAUCAACAUUGAUACUUGGCUGGACCAGCUCCUGGAAGGGAAGUGUAGAGCUGGGUGGUCUUACAUGAGAAAGCAUUACUUUGUGGCAGAAGCUCAGGGAUGUGUUGCAGGCGAUAAUGUUCAGUUGGGAAGGGUAGAAAUGGUCCAUUGUUAGGGGCUAGAUGAAAGUAAUAUCAAUAAAGGCACACUGGUGCCCAGAUUCAGAGUGCUGGGUGUCCUGCAGGUGGCAGUCCUGGGAAGGAGUGCAUCCAUCUGAUGUUUACAGACCUCUGCUCUACAGACCUCUUGGCUUAUACUUCUACAGCCUGUUAUAAUAAAUGCAAUCAUGGCA
Molecule: messenger RNA, 2969 nt
Organism: Alexandromys fortis (reed vole)
Lineage: Eukaryota; Metazoa; Chordata; Mammalia; Rodentia; Cricetidae
Gene: Fam219b
Product: family with sequence similarity 219 member B
Exons: 5
Coding region: 107-697 (196 amino acids)
Source: RefSeq, a predicted model, not a curated record